Peronospora matthiolae is the source of this 558-nucleotide messenger RNA. NCBI's taxonomy places the organism in Eukaryota, Oomycota, Peronosporomycetes, Peronosporales, Peronosporaceae. The record is from the annotation of a GenBank genome assembly.
AUGGUUGGCCUAGGGCCGAGUGAUCAAGGAUGUGAUUCCUUUGAUGUGUGUAUGGUGGCACGUGAAACUACACCGAGUGCGGUCGGCCGUGAGAGCACCGCACUGAAUGUCGGUAAUGACAUUUUUGGCGAUACGCCAUUUAGUGAGGGUGGCCGUGAAGGCACCACGCUUAACGUCGGUAAUGGCGUUGUUGGCGAUUCGCUAUAUAGUGUGGGCGGCCGUGAGGGCACCACACCUAAUGUCAAUAAUGAUAUUGUUGGCGAUACGCCGUAUAGUGUGGACGGCCGUGAGGGCACCACGCUUAACGCCGGUAAUGGCGUUGUUGGCGAUACGCCGUAUAGUUUGGGCGGCCGUGAGGGCACCACAACUAAAGUCGGUAAUGACCUAAUUGGCGAGACGCCGUUAGAUUUGGGGCUAGACCCGCAUAAUACACGUGGAGUGGCACGUUUCAAUCCACUGGGUGAAGUGUUCGAGUUAUGUAGCACUUCACCGGAUGUCGGUCAAGACAAAAGCUCUCAUGUUGAGCAGACGAUCGAGACGUCGGGUAGCAACUUUUAA